Dalotia coriaria is the source of this 2822-nucleotide messenger RNA. It is a transcript of the gene ABCD, whose product is annotated as ATP binding cassette subfamily D. Gene Ontology annotation, molecular function: ATP binding; long-chain fatty acid transmembrane transporter activity; ATP hydrolysis activity. The record is from RefSeq and is a predicted model, not a curated record. NCBI's taxonomy places the organism in Eukaryota, Metazoa, Arthropoda, Insecta, Coleoptera, Staphylinidae. Gene Ontology annotation, cellular component: peroxisomal membrane. The transcript has 4 exons. Gene Ontology annotation, biological process: long-chain fatty acid import into peroxisome; fatty acid beta-oxidation; very long-chain fatty acid catabolic process. The coding region runs from base 293 to 2578 and encodes 761 amino acids.
AGCGCGUCGACACUACUCGGUGAUUAACGUCCGCGAUCGCCAGUUGCAACGUGAAGUGUGAGUGCCGAUCGGCAAUUAACGCGGCAAUUAUUCGCGCGAUACGGGCGCUAAUUAACAAAUUAGGCGUCGUAAACGUUGAUGCAAUUAUUGUGCGAUACCCGACACGUCUGUGUGAGUGGAGAAAAUUAAUACUGAGGAACCAUGAAGAACACCUUCUAGCUCCAAAACCCAGCAUACCACCAAACAUUUCUUAAUAAAAUUUAAGAAACCUUAAAAAAAAACAACGAUAAAAAUGCCAGCAACACUCUCAAAACUCCUCGAGCGUCAUGGCGUCCUCGCCGCCAUGACACCCCAAAACCUCUCCCGCGCAUUCGUCGGCGCCGUCCUCAUCACCUACGGCGUCAAAGUAGCCUACCCCCUGGUGGACUCCCUCAUCAACAAACCAAACAAACAACACGACAGCGUCAACAACAACCUGGUCCCUGUCCUACCAUCAAAACCCUCGGAACCCAAAGGUAUCCGCUCCCGCCUACGCAAAAACAUCCCCGCCCUAAACUUUACCUUCAUCCUACAAUUCCUCAAACUGGUCCGCAUCAUGAUCCCCAACCUAUUCUGCACAGAAACCGCACUUUUGAGUGGUCACACCAUGUUCCUCUUCCUGCGGACCUUCCUAAGCAUCUACGUGGCGAACCUAGAGGGCGCCAUAGUCAAAUACAUCGUGCGGAAAGAACCCAAAAACUUCAUUAGACAACUCCUCAAGUGGUUCGGAGUCGCCAUACCUGCAACCUUCAUCAACUCCAUGAUCAAAUACUUAGAAUCGCGAAUUGCUCUGGCGUUCAGGACCAGAUUGGUCAACCAUAGUUACCAGUUGUACUUCAAGAAUCAAAGCUACUACCGAGUGACAGUCCUAGACGGCAGGUUGGAUAACUGCGCGCAAAGAUUAACGGAUGACAUAGAAAUUGUGGCGAAUACUGUGAGUCAUCUGUAUGGUCAGAUUACGAAACCGUUGUUUGAUAUUCUAUUGAUGGCGAUUGCCCUGGCGAAUUUGACCAGGAGUAGAAAUGCGAAUAUUAUCACAGGACCUAUUUUGAUUAGUGCGGUUGUGGUGGUUUCUGCAUUGAUUCUGAGACUGGUCAGUCCUAGAUUCGGACAGUUGGUUGCCCAGGAAGCAGAGAAGAAAGGGUACCUCAGGCAUGUUCAUACCAGAUUGGUUACCAAUGCUGAAGAGAUUGCUUUUUAUGGUGGGCAGAAGGUGGAGUUGUCGCAUUUGAAGAAUGCUUACAGAAUUCUGUGUCAGCAUAUGGAGCAUAUGUUUGGGGUUAAGUUGUGGUUUGUCAUGUUGGAGCAGUUUUUGAUGAAGUAUGUGUGGAGUGGGACUGGGAUGGUUGUGGUAUCCCUGCCGAUUUUGAUGAAUGCGACAAGUGGUGGGGGUAGUACCAGAGAGGAGAAUUCUAAGAGUGAAAGUAAAAGUUCUUUUGCUGCUAAUGUGGUUGGAAGUACAGGAGAUGUGCCCAUAAUGGUUCAGGGGGGAUCUCCGAAUGGAGAUUCUAUAUCUGAACGUACGCAUUAUUUUACCACUGCGAAGAAUCUGUUGCUUACUGGGAGUAACGCCGUGGAGAGACUAAUGUCUUCGUAUAAGGAUGUUGUGGAGUUGGCGGGGCAUACCGCGAGGGUUGCUAAUAUGUUCCAUGUGUUGGAGGAGGUGUCCAAUGGGCAGUAUACGAAGACUGUGGUGCAGAAAAAUGGCGGGGAUGAUAUCAAGAGUGGGUUUCAGAUUGAGUUCAAAGGGGACCAGCCUGUACCUAAAGGAAAGAUAAUCUACACCUCAUCAAACGAAAUCGUCCUUAAAAACGUCCCAAUUGUAACACCGAAUUGUGACGUAGUGUGUCCCACCUUGUCCCUACACCUUCAACCAGGCGAACAUUUAUUGAUCACUGGUCCCAAUGGAUGUGGCAAAUCCUCCCUAUUCAGAAUCUUAUCCGGAUUGUGGCCCAUUUAUGAUGGAGAGUUGCACACUCCGAAGAAUUCGAUGUUCUACAUCCCGCAGAGACCCUACAUGGUCAUUGGUAAUUUGAGGGAUCAGAUUAUCUAUCCGGAUACCCCUGCAGAUAUGAUUAAUAAGCAGGUGCGGGAGGAGGAUCUAAGGGAGAUUAUGAAGAUGGUGCAUCUGGAGCAUAUCGUGGAGCGGGAUGGGUUCACCAUUGCGAAAGACUGGACGGAUAUUUUAUCGGGAGGGGAGAAGCAACGAAUGGCUAUUGCGAGAUUAUUCUAUCAUAAACCCAAAUACGCCCUUCUGGACGAAUGCACCUCCGCAGUCUCCAUCGACGUAGAAAGCAGCAUCUACCAGGCAGCCAUCGACCUAGGCAUCACACUCCUCACCAUCACACACCGCCCCACCCUCUGGAAGUUCCACACCCACAUUCUCCAGUUCGACGGCACCGGCGGCUGGGACUGCAAACCCCUCGACGCCGACGACCGGAUAAAACUCAAACGCGAAAAGGAACAAUUAUUAUCCGCCAAGCAAACCGACGAGACGCGCAUGCGCCUCGACGAACUCAAUAGACUACUAGGCGAAUAGCACACGUAACCUAACCUAAGUUAUUCAGUUACCGUAUCCAUUAUUCUAUAUUAUAUUAUGUAUGAGAUGACGAAAGCGACAAAUAUGUGAUUGUGAUGUGACUUCAUUUGAUUACCACGAGAUGAGAAAUCAGAAUUAUAGGUUAGGUUAGCAUAGCUCAAACAUGUAUGACUGUGACAGUGUGGCGGCGGGGUUAGGUUAUGAUAUAUGCAUAUGCGUACAUAUUAAACUUUAUACGAACAAA